ACGAACCAAAGUACCUACAACUUGGUUUCGUAAUAGCUCGAUCGACUUUGCGGACAUUUAAAGGAACCCCAAUAAAAUAAAAUAUUGUACAGCAAAAUGUAUCAUCAACUAGGCCGAAUUACUGGUAGACUCAUUGCAGCUUCAAAUCUACAGGCUCCACUAUUCCCUGUAGCACCCAUAGCCCUACAACGAGUGGAGGUUCCUGUAAUCCAGUACAAUACCAACCAGUUCUCGACUGUGACCGAAGAAGCUUGUGCCGCACCUGGAAAAAGGAAUCUGAUGCCUGGGACAAACACUCCUUAUCCACCAGUUCCCGAAAAUAUUCGUAGAAAACAAGAGCUCUUCCAGAGAGACAAUGACUUGCCCGUCUUCCUAAAAGGUGGACCUGCGGACGUUAUACUGUAUCGUCUGACUUUGCUUCUCUGCGCUCUCGGAUUGGUAGGUGUAGUGCAAACCAUCUACUCCCAUGCUAUUCCCAAAAAACAAUAGAUCAUUAAUGUGAAGCAUAAUUAUGUUAGUUGAUGGUUUGGAGUGAUAACACUUAGAAAUAAAGAUAAUGAAAACAU
Bombyx mandarina (wild silkworm) is the source of this 566-nucleotide messenger RNA. RefSeq lists its product as uncharacterized. Gene Ontology annotation, cellular component: respiratory chain complex IV. Gene Ontology annotation, biological process: mitochondrial electron transport, cytochrome c to oxygen; mitochondrial respirasome assembly; regulation of oxidative phosphorylation. Lineage: Eukaryota; Metazoa; Arthropoda; Insecta; Lepidoptera; Bombycidae. The record is from RefSeq and is a predicted model, not a curated record.